Molecule: messenger RNA, 6047 nt
Organism: Centropristis striata (black sea bass)
Lineage: Eukaryota; Metazoa; Chordata; Actinopteri; Perciformes; Serranidae
Product: kinase non-catalytic C-lobe domain-containing protein 1
Exons: 32
Biological process (GO): small GTPase-mediated signal transduction
Molecular function (GO): guanyl-nucleotide exchange factor activity
Source: RefSeq, a predicted model, not a curated record
UCCCGCAGUGACCAUCGACUGACUGGCUGCCGGACUGCAGCAAGUAGUCGCCUCCCGUUUCUGUUUUCUGUUCCAGCAUGCCUGGUGUCUGUGCUGCUGUCUGGGCCGAGAGUCGCUUCUCUACUUGAGGGAAUCAAAGUUGCAGCAAUGGAGACUAGUGAGAGUGAUGCAGCGGUCACAUACUUGGGGAAAGCUGAGGAGAGAGAUUAUUAUGAGCUGGAGCAUCUGCCUCCACUGCUGGAGGACGAGGAGAACGUGUCUCUGGCAGACAUCCUGUCUCUGCGGGACAGCUGUCUCUGUGAGGACGAGGUGUGGGCGGUGUGUGUGGAGUGCUGCGUGGCGCUGCAGAGCAUCAGACCCUCCCACCUCUUCCACACGCUGUGCAUCACGCCAGACACGCUGGCCUUCAACGCCCACGGCAACGCCUGCUUCAUGGAGCAGCUGAGCGAUGAUCCAGAAGGUUCCUUCGUGCCUCCAGAGUUUGACAACACGGGCAGCACGUUUGAGGGCCAUGUUUACUCUCUGGGCUCCACGCUUUCAGCCGCGCUGAGCUUUGUGAUCGAGCCGGAGCUGGAGGCGGAGCUGGGGGAGGAGAUCCAGAGGCUGCUGGAGCAGAUGCAGGAGGAGAAGCCUGAAGACCGGCCGCUGCUGCAGGACGUCCUGUGUCUGGCUGAAGCCCGGCUGUCUCAUACCUCCUCUGCAGCCGUUUGCCGGAAACUGUCUUCAGUCGGUCGACGGGUUCUCUCCAUCGAAUCAGUCUCAACCUUUCAAGAUGGACCGGAAGGCUCCUGGGAGGCGAGAUGGCAGCAUCCCAAACCCAGAUGUCUGCUUAAAAGACUGAGCUCGGACGAUCAUACCAAAGAGCUGUGUGUUGAUGCUUCUGUUAAAUCAAACGGUCUGUCCAGGCAGCAGGUGUGCGGCGGCUGGGACUCGUCUCUCUGGGCCGAGGACAUGGACGCCAGCGAAGGAGACGCCAUGAUCUUAGCAGACGAGCUGGACUGCAGGUCCCACAACAGCUCCCCGGUGAGGAGGAGGGCCCAGCAGAGGCUGAACCGAGUCCGGGGGGCUCUGAACCGGUCCUGCUCCGUCCCGGACUCCAACAACCCCCCGUGUCUGUCCCCUCCGCCCCACGGGGACAUCAGCGUCCCCGUGUCCGACCUCACGGAGAUCGGAGCGGACGAACACUUGAGCUGCAGCUCCGUGUGGAGCAACAGACUCCAGAGACUCAACCGGGGCAAGUCCUGUGAGACGUACCCACAAUGUAGCGCCGAGGAUUGUGGGAGCUCACUGGUGGACGAGCGUAUGUCAGAAGGACACGAGGACGCCGCAGAGACGUUCUGCAGCGGAGACACAAAGACUCAAGGCUGCCAGGAAUGUGAGUCUAGCAGCCGGGGUUCAGGUUCUCCCUGUCAGGACGUGGAGAUGGAUCAGGACUCUUGUGAGGACCAUCACAGUCUCUACAUUCCCAACAACUACAUGACCAAAAGCAUGCUGUGCCUCAACCAAGAGUCCCAGGACGAGUGGAUCUCUCUCAGAGAGUUACUGAGCCGCUGUGGCCGGAGGCUGAGCGUUAACGAGCUGUGGGCUCUGUGUCACACCUGCCUGUCCUCCCUGCAGACCUACAUCGACUUCCCAGCAUAUCUGUGCCUGGACACGGUGCACGUGGGCUGCAAGGGAGAAGUUCUCUUCCUGAAACCUAAAAACAUCGGAUCCAGAGAUGAAUUUUAUCUCGCUCCUGAAUAUCAAGAACAUGGAAUAGUGACUGAGAAGGUUUGUGUGUACGGCGUUGCUGCUAUUCUCUGGGCCACCGCCAAGUUCAGUUUAUCACCUCAUCAGAAACUGGCAAUGCCUCGCAAACUGAAGAGGCUGCUGCUGGAGAUGGCCAAGAGGACGCCCAUAGAGAGACCCACCAUCGCCAUGGCUAAAAAGAACUGUCGUGACUUUUUAUCAUGUCAGGGGACGAACGCAGAGACUGUUUGGAGCAACCUCAUCAGCAGAGUCCACCCGCCAGCCUUACUAUCCAGUGAUGGAGACGAUUUGAGUGCAACUGAAACUCCACAAAGCUCGUGUGAAGAAUCUGCACCAACCAGUGGCUUUGUGCCCACGGCCACUGAGAGCCGGCUGGCUCCUGUGCCUGGCCCUCUCCCCCACAGCUACCCCGUCACUAAGGAACUCCACCUCCCAGAAGCCUUCACUUCCACUGCCACACACUUCUCCCCCAUCAUCCUGACCAACGAAGAAGACUCCGAGGAGGAAGGCCAACCCCUCGGAGCUGCCAUUGAAGGGAGUGUGGAUGGAUUCACUAACAGCAGUGAGGAAAGAGGCCUGGAGUCCCUGUCUCCUGCACCGACUGAACCUCUCCAGGACCUAACUCCAGCUCCCAGCGACCAGAUGCUGCUCCCCUCUCCUCUCCCUGAUGUUUCCUGUCUCCACGUCUCUCUUCCUCCUCCGUUAUCAUCUCACCUCAGCGGCUGCGGCGUUUUCAACAAUUACCUCUUCCGCCAGGACCCGUCAACAGGACACCUGUCCCUGGUGCCGGUGCAGGUCAGGGCCCCGGAGUCUCUGCUGGACCUGGAGAUAGAUCUGUCCCUGGUGCCGGGGCCCUUACAGGGACUCAUCACAGCUCCAGAGAGCUCUGAUGCUCCGUUUAUUAACUGCCUGAAUGUGCCCGUGAGGCCUGGACCUCAGGAUUAUAGCCCGCCAUCUUCUUAUUUCAAUGGUAGCUCCGUCAUUUCUGACAGCAAAGGACGAAGAGAAGAGGAGUCGGUCUCUCCUCUGGUGCACCCGGCCCUGCAGGAGGUGAUCGACCUGCUGAGGGGGGAGUUCUCUCUGGAGGGGUAUCUAGACAACGGACAUGAAGACAUCGCCAUGGGGGAGUGCAUCUUCUCCAUGAAGGACCUGCAGUACCAGACGUUCGCCAGCGUGGUGAAGGAGCGCUUCAGUGAUCUGUACUGGGAGGAGGACCUGCUGGGAGUCCUGCACUGCCUGGUCAACUACAGCCCCUCCACACUCGGCUCUAAUGAGCCGCCAUCAAAGGCGGUGAAAAGGGCAGCAGCCCUCAGCCCGCCCCUGGUCGCCACCGCCGUCUGGGGAGGGACGAGAGAAGUUUGCCCGCCCGGUUGUCUCGACCUGAAUGGAAACAUUCACACGUCCAGUCCUGCUGCUGCAGGAAGCGAGGCCCGGUCCACUCAUGGAGGAAACGAGUUUGAAUUAAGAUCGGACGAGAGUCAACACUGCAUCCGUCAAGGCGUGAGCUCUGACAGUUCAGACGCGGGGGUCAUGGAGGGAGGGGAUCACUCAGCGGGGGGCAGCGAUGAAAGCCCCUCUGAAGCCGACUUCCUGUCGGGGAGAGAGGAGGACGGGCUGACGGAGCUCACCAGCCCCGACUGCUCCGUGGACAUGGAGGACAGCGACUCGCUGGCGUCGGAGCGCCUGGUCUCGCCCGGGUCCAGAUCAGAGGGAGGGGGCUUCAGCUCCGGACCCGCCUGGGCCCUGGCCUUCUACGGAGAGGAGUGUUUCAGCCCCGAGGUGCUGCAGUACGCAGAGAAUCUGGGUCAGCACUCAGGAGCUCCAUGUCUGGAGGUGAAAACACAGGAACUGCAGCAGCAGCUGGUGAUUGAAACAAGGAAUCUAAAGAAAACCAGAAAUUUCUACCAGAAGCUGCUUCAGCAAGAGAGAAAAAACAAAGGUUCUGACAACAAGCUGAUGCUGUCCAAACUCAAGUCCCAGCUGGAGGAACUCCGGUCCAAAGUGCUCUUCUUGGACGGUGUAAAGAAAUAUCUUGAGAUUCUCAGUGUGGACCAGUGGGGUUUGGAGGUUUCAUUACUUCCUUCUUUGGCUGUGUGUGGACCCAGCUCUCUGGACUUCCAGUCCUCUGAGGACCCGUCUGUUCUGAGCUUCGGUACCAGCAAAGGGAAGAGCUCGCUGCAGGCGGGGUCCCCGCUGGGCCUCAUGGCUUACCUCUACGCCAGGAAUGCUGCUGUGGAGGGUUACAUCCAGCAGUUCCUCUACAUGUUUCGCUUCUUCUGCACUGCUGAGCAGCUGCUGCAGUUCAUCAUGGACAGAUUCAUCAGUGCUGCAAGACAGGGUCCAGGCAUGUCAGGAGACGGAGAGAAGAUCUUCCACCGUAGUCUGGACCUGCUGCAGUUCUGGAUCACAGACUGCAAACGGGUGGAUUUCACAGCCAAGUCCAGCCUGGUGGAUCUGUUAGAGAACUUCCUUAAUACUGAGGUGAUUCCUGUAGACAGCCGGGGGGAGGUUCUCCUCUCUGCUCUCCUCAGUCCUCCUUCUACCUCGUGGAUCCAAGGAAGAGGAAGUCUCAUCAGUUUUGAGGAAGACGAGGACUCGAUGUCUGUGCAUUCAUCUACUGAGGAUCUGGGGAAGAAGUGGAGGUUCUCCAGAGUGGUGGAGCCGUCCUCCUCCUCGGUUCCCAGAGAGAAGUCCUUCUCCAUCGCUGCAGCGCUGCCGGUUCCCUGCUACGGCUCGCUGCUGGACGACCUCGCCGCCGUCUGCCUGCACGGCGAGGAGCGACUUCCCUUCAGCCAGAACGAAGGCAGCGCACAGCACAUCAGCCAGCAGCUCAGCCUGCUGCAGCAGGAAAUGUUCCAAGGAUGUCACCCGGUUCAUUUCCUCAACUCCAGAACACAAGGAGUCAGAGACAAGACCUCCGCAACUAACAAGUGACUGACUUCCAAAAUGAUUUGGCGACCCCCCUCCAGGAACGUGUCCCAGCUCCCUCCAGCAGAGGGCAGCAGCCCCCCUCUCUCUGAGGACUCAGGCUGUUUCCUGCAGCAGCUGCUGGCGUACGCCGACAGCGUCGCUAACUGGAUCUCUGCUGAAAUCGUCAUCUGUGACUCGGUCAAGACUCAAGUUGCUGUGCUGACCAAGUAUCUGUGGAUAGGGAAACACUGCUACGAGUCCAGGAACUUUGCCACAGCGAUGCAGGUCCUCGCAGGGCUGGAGAACGUGAUUGUCAGGCAAUUACCAGCUUGGAAACAUCUGUCCUCCAAGGUGUGUGAGAUCCUGGAGGAGCUACGAGCCGUGCAGGUGUUUCUGAAGAGUGAUGACCUGUGUCUGAUGGGGGGAGAACAGGCCAGGAGGAGGCCCACGCUGCCCUCAGCUCACAUCCUGGCCAUGCACGUCCAGCAGCUGGAGAUCGGAGCGUUCACACUCACCACUGGAGCCUACAAGUGGACCAAGCUCAGGACCAUAGCAAAGGUUGUGAGCCAGGUCCAGGCCUUCCAGGAGGCCGUCUACACCUACAGCCCGGACCGGGCGCUGCAGGCGUACCUCCGGCGCCGCAUCGCCCGCUUCGCCACCUCUGACAUCCACCUCUUGGCCGCCGACAGCGACGCCAACUUCCAGCAGUCCAGCGAGCGGCAAACACGGAGGAUCCAGGACCGGCUGAGGAGGGUGAAGGCCACGUUCCAAUGAGCCCUGGCCUCCGUCACACCGCCACCGCCACCACGGCCCGGAGCGCUUCACCGCCACCAGGUCAGCACCGCCACCGCCACCAGGUCAGCACCUCGUGUUCGAGCCCGGACGAGGCGUCGUGCCGACCACGGCCCUCUGUGUCUCUGUUGUCAUGGCAGCAGAGCCGUGUGGACUGGGUUUUUUUUCCUGCUCUCAUAUGUUCUCUCUCUGUCAAAGGCCCUGUAGAACCUGAUAAAGUUAUAAAUUCCAGAUAAUAUAAUAAAAUCUGCACUUGAGCCCAUUGAAAAUGUAAUAAAUAAUAAUAAUAACUUCCCAGUAAUGUAAUAAAGUGCAUUUCCCAAUAAUGUAAUACACUUUUUUUUUUUUACAAAUAAUGUAAUAAAGUAUAACAUUAAUGGGAGGUUAUUACAUUAUCAGGUUAGCCUUCAUUUCGCAAGUCCUGAUAAUGUAAUUAAUAAUGUAAUUAAUUGUAAUAAUUUAUAUGUGAUACUGUGUAGGCAACUCUAGCUGAUAAUGUAAUUACUUCCCGAUAAUGUAAUAAAAAUCUGCACUUGAGUCCAUUGAAAAUGUAAUAAAACCUGAUAAUGUAAUAACUUCCCGAUAAUGUAAUACAC